CACAAUGAGUAAUUUAUCAGCUCUAAAAUUAAGGGCAUGAAUAAAUAUUUGAUGGCUGUUGAGUUAGAUGAGAUAAUUUCACAGAGAAACUUUUUAGUCUUCUUUUCUUCACUCAGAACGGUUUCCGGUUAAAGCCAGUGUAAUCCCUCAAGUCUUAUCAUCCCAUGAAAAUGGUUACUUUUUAGACCACCUCAGAUGACACUUGCAUAUGAAUCCGUUUUCAUGUUUAAGUUUUGUUCACCUUUUUACUGCUUUGGCGUUAAUCGGCACAAAUGGAAUCACGGGUUUACAAAGGAGUCAUGUAAAUCGACUUCCAAGUCGGGAUGGACGUAGCACAAAAGGGUUAAGAAGCAUAAGGUCUAACAGUCGCCAAUCUAAAACAGAGGGCGGUCCUAUCAUCGACAUUGUAAAAAGUUGGAGGAUCAAACGAGACAACAGCCACCUGCAGGCUAACAAUGACAGUAAUUCAAAGCCAUGCAAGGGAAAUUCGUGCUUAUGGAGUGCAAAACAGCCUUUCAAAACCAAACCGAGGCGUUCAGUGGUAAAUCGCCGUCGAAGAAGACAGUCUGUCUUCUUAGCCAAAGCACUUGACAUGUUGGAUCAUGCUAGACCUGGGGAAGAUAGCAACUUUGCCACUCGCGCAACGGCAAAUAGGCCAUUCAAGCCAAUUACCACCAUUAAUAACAACACAAACAAAAUUACAGUAAAAAAUUCUACGCUGAUUAACAAGCCUACAAUGAACAAGUCUGGAGAUAAAAGACAGGGAUGGUCUGAUCCCACGGGUGAGAUGAGACCGCGUUUCUUUUUCAAUAGUGCACCCGCAGAAUACGUCGAGCAGAAACCUCCGUCUUUGAGAGCUGGUCCGGGACCAGAUAAUUUAGCAUUGCCUCCAGAGACUAGAGCAGGGCCACCUGUACCUUCCCACUUGCACCGGAUGAAUCCAUUCUUAAAAGGAGUCAAUAAUGGCUUACACGUGGGAAAGCAUCCUGUCCACUUUCCGCACAUACCAGCUACUUUCCUCGGUAAUCCCUUAUCCCAUCGCAUGACUGGUCCGUCCCAUUUCCAUAAUCAUCUACGUCACCAUCAAUUUGGUCCUCCACCAUACGCCAUCCACAUAAACGCACCACCCAGACUAGAGCCUCCUCUUUCACCCCCUAAUCUAAUACCUCAAAACAUCCCUCCCUUUCCUCAACCACCUCCAGAAAUAUUAGGUGGGCCAAUGCCACCUUUAAAUCCACCGGUAGGCUUUGAACCUCCCCACUCACCCGGAAAUGACGCAGCUAUGCCUGGGGACGUCAAAAUGCUACCGCCAGGAGGCAUUCCCAUGCCGCCGCCUCCUAUCAAUUUGCCGGAGAGCAUGCCACCUGAAGACUUGUCACCCGUUUUACCACCAAGACCUCCUUCUGGGGUUGAGCCUCCACCACCCGACUUUGAAAUAAUGCCACCUGCUGAGAUCCCGGUUCAUACAAAUCAUCCUAUUGAUGCACCAACUGGAGCACCGAGUAACCUUCAAAUUACGCCGCCACUAGGAAUUCCUAUGCCUCCGCCUGACUUUCAGAUAAUGCCACCUCCAGAGACACCUAUUCAAACAAAUCCUCCGAUGGAUACACCUAUUGGAAUGCCAAGUAAUCUUCACAUGACACCGCCGCAAGGAAAUCCUAUGUCACCCCUUCAGGCUGCUUUACAAGGAAUCUCUAUGCCAGGUGAGGAGCCACCGAUGCCACUUCCUCAUCAUGUUCAUCACGUCCCUUUUCCUGUGGCGGUUCCAUCACCACCUAGAAUAGAGAAUGUACCUUACCCAGUUCCCAUUCCAGGUCCACCAUCUAUUCAGCCUUUAGUUGUGCCCGUCCGAGUUCCAUCACCACCCAAGAUUCAGCGGGUGCCUGUUCCGGUAGAAUCUCCUCCUAAGAUACAGAAUGUACCUGUCCCUGUUCCAGUAGCCGUUCCUUCUCCUCCUCUUAUAAAGCAUGUGCCAUAUCCCGUCGCCCUCCCCGUGAAAGAGCCAGGUGAAAUUCAAAAAGUAUUUUAUCCUAUAGCAGUUCCUCAACCGUCUCAGAUUCACCAUGUUCCGUUUCCUGUUUACAUUCGCUAUCCGUCAGAAAUAAGACGAGUUCCGUUCCCUGUUGCCUUACCUCCAAAGCCCUUUCCCGUUCCAGUACCUUCACCGCCACAUUACGUUAUCCAUCGAGUCCCUUAUCCAGUCAUGUUUCCGCAAAAAGUUCCUUACCCUGUUCCGCUUGUUGUUCAACAUCAUCACAUCCAUGAGGACGUCGGUAAUACAAGAGAGUCAGUAAGUAAUGGACAGUGUUUGGUGAAUCUUUGUCUUAAUGGGGGCACUUGCUCAGCCUACAUGAACACCUACCGAUGUCACUGUCCAAACGGAUUUCAAGGAAAGCAUUGCGAAGAGCAAAACAUGUGUGAGCCAAAUCCCUGUAAAAACUUUGGUACGUGCUCCCAAGUUGAGCAUGAGUACGAAUGUACCUGCACUAAGGGGUUUAUUGGAAAGAACUGUGACAGAACAGACCCAUGCGUCCCAUCUCCUUGUGAAAACGGGGCUACCUGUUCAUCAGACGGAUCGUCAUACUCUUGCACUUGCAGAAUUGGUUGGAUAGGAAAGAAUUGCCAAGUUGAAUCAAAGUGCCUUCCGAUUAACCCAUGCCAAAAUGGUGGAACUUGCACAGAGGCACAAGGAAGAUACCAGUGUGACUGUACUCCCGGUUGGUCAGGCUUAAGCUGUGAAGUGUCAGCUCCGGAAACCCUUCAUCAAAGAGUAAUGUGCGAUAAUUGUCACACUUCGGAUGACAUUAUUGAGCAAAGAAAUAAACUGCGUCACAGACUGACAGCAAUAAAGAAAUGGAAAGGUACCAAAGGAUAUAUGAACAUUUGCUUUUUGAGUUUGGAUCGCAACGACUUUAUUACAAGACCGUUUCGACGAAGGAUAACGAAACGGAAUAUAAAAACUUACAUUGCUGCAAUCUGGGCAAUACCUUUUGUGAUUGGACUUCUCAAUUUUGUGAUAAAAAUCAACACAGAAAAUUGUAUUCUGGUCUCAUCCGCGGAAGGUCCUUACUCCGAACCUAUGGUAGUCUUGCUCUCAGUUAUCCUGGUACUAACCUGCAGUUUUGUGGUGACAAACAACUGGUCCUCGGUAAGAUCGAUGAGAAACCUGGCUAGAAGUCUCAACACAUCUAAGAAAAACCAUGCUCGUUCAGAAAAGAAGAUGAUUAUUUUGACAGUGAAAAUUAUUUCUGUCUAUUUGGUUACCGUAGCUCCAGCGACUCUAUGGUCAUUUGGCUUGCGCGCUGGAGGUGUCAAAAACUGUGUAUUAUGCAACGAUGUACGAAUCUAUUUACAGUUGUUACUUCUUGUUAAAUACCUUGCUAAUCCUUUCAUUUUCGUGGGUUCGAUAUGGAGGAAAAAAAAUUCUGUAGGCCAAACAAAUCUUGUGCGAAAAAAUGGAUUCAGAGGUCAAACAGUCUUGGAGGUUAGAAAAUCAAGAAAAAGACCCAUACGAGGAAAACCGCGGGAGUUUCUUGGAGAAGCCUCAUCUUAUGGAGAUAUCCAUCAGCUUAGCACAAGUCGACGAGUGGUAACAAUUUAUGAGGAAAAUGAAGAGAGGCACAUUGAAUCUGAAAACGAUCAAGUAGCAUACCACGUGAACCGGGGAACACAAACUAACUUGGAAGUGCUUAACACCUGUCCAAAAAGGAGGCAUACGGAAAAUGGCUCGGAAAAUCACACGACAAAUGUAACGUUGCACCUUUCACCCACGGCUGAAGACAUGGAUCUUAGGCACUUGACGAUAGUGGUUUUCUGGCUAGGGUUAGAGUUGUGCGUUGGGUCCCUGAGAGCCAUGUCGUUCCCUAUGGCUGAGAAGGGAAAGUCGACAGUCCGCGGUCGAAACAUGAUCAAAAAAUCAUUACAAUCUUAUCAAAGACUGAGCAACACUCGAACUCAUUUAAAACAGCAUUUAUCAAGUGAAAUGCACAAUCCGAAGAAAAUAAUUAAGAGAAGAAAAGCCUUUAGACUAAAAACCGGAAAAAUUGCUGGCAUAUCUAGAGGAGUAAUUGCGAUAAGCAAAUUAAGACAUGGCUUCCUGAAGCAAAUUCCACAGGAAACUGAAAACUAUGUGUAUCAUGGAAGGAGAAAUAUUGCGUAUCAUAAGCCACCGUCGUUCCCCUCACACCUGGAUUUCAAAGUGGCUCGCCGGGACGAGGAUGGAGUUUUAAAGAGGUCUCGAAAUAGAGUGCGACUCAAAAAUAAAAAAUCACAGGCUAGAAAUAUGGAAUCGUCAAAUAAGUGGCCUCCAAAGAAGGAAAACAUUACCUUGAACACAAAAGGACCGCAAAAUACUAAUGCUUCGAUGGAAAUGAAACGACAGCGUAUUUCAGAUGGAGUCAUGUUUGCUAAUAAACCCAACGAGUUUCUCAAUGAGGGCAUGCAGCUGAAUGAAAACCCCGAUAGUUUUUUUGCCAAUCCAUUGGCUGCUAAAUUAGAGCAACGUAUUCUCCAUUCUUCUCAUUUCUUUUCCCCAGCAGUGCAUAAGUUUUUGCCAGCUGAACAUCGUUUCUCUGGUGAACCUAUUCACAGAUAUCUGUCAUCUCCAGUGCUAUUUAAGGAUGCAGACAGGGAAGGUUUCGCCCCUCUCGAUACCAGGGGCGAUUCAAACGGACCUUUUGAAGGUGCACCGAUGCCACCUCUAUUUGAAGGUCCACCUCGCCAUGGUAAUCGCGUCAUCAUUAUAAAUAGGCCCAUUCAUACUCCUGUUCCUGUGCCUGUGCACGGACCUCCAAGGAUUUCUGUGAUCCAUCAUCCAGUACCACUACCACCCCAACAGGUCCCUGUUCCUGUUCCAAUCCCCGGGCCGAGGCCUCCACAAUAUAUCGUUGUACACAGAGAAUUUUCAAGACCAGCGAUUGACCCUUGUGGUGUCAAUCCUUGUAGAAACGGAGGUACUUGUACAGCAGUAAUCACGGAUUUUAAAUGCAUCUGCCCGGUGGGAUACAAAGGAGAAAGAUGUGAAGUUCAAAGCAGAUGCUUGCCAAAUCCAUGCAAGAACUUUGGAAAAUGUACCGAGCUCCCUGAAGAUUUUGAGUGCACCUGCCACACUGGCUUCCAUGGAAAAACCUGUGACCUUGAAAGUAAGUGUGAGCCUAAUCCUUGCAGAAACGGUGGGGUGUGCACGGAAAACAUUGACAACUACAUCUGCUCGUGUGCAGCUGGAUUUAUGGGAAAAAACUGCGAACGGGAAUCAAAGUGUUUGCCAAUCAACCCAUGUAAAAAUGGCGGCAUGUGCACGGAAGACCUGAGCGGUUACAAAUGCAACUGUAAAGAUGGAUUUGACGGAAUCAAUUGUGAAGUUCGCCAGACAAGCACUUCUUGUGACAGUACUCCUUGCUUGAAUGGCGGGACCUGCAUCACUGAUAUCUACGACUUCUCAAAAUUUUCAUGUUACUGUGCGUCUGGCUUUACGGGAUUAAGCUGUGAAGAACUUGCAUGUAACAGCUGCCCAGGAAUAUGCAUCAAGGGAGUGUGUAAAGCAGGUAUCCAAUCCCAAGAAAAAGGGUUUCAAUCUCUCGUUCUUUCCAACCCGCUUUCCAACUCACCUUGUGCGCCAUUUAAUCCCUGCCUUUUUGGUGGACAUUGUCUUCCGGACGGGGAGGACUACACUUGUUUAUGCCCUGCUGAUCGAGGAGGAUCUCACUGCGAACAUUUGUUUCACGAGAGCAGCUGUAAUGGCUGCCAUCACCACGCUGUUUGUAUCUCUAGCCAGUGCACAUGCCGAAAGGGAUACUGGGGUGACGGACAUAGAUGCAGACCAAAAACCUCUCCAUGUCAUCCCAACCCAUGUGAGAAUGGAGGUACUUGUCGAGAGAAUGAUACUUUUGAAACAUCUCAAUCGGACUGGUGGUGUGAAUGUCCCAAGGGAUACAGCGGAAAACGCUGCCACGAGUUCGAUCCAUGUUCGAAAAAGAAGUGCUACAAUGGAGGAACAUGUGAAGUAAUAGAUAAAGAACCAAAGUGUAAUUGCGACGAGCCAUAUGAAGGAGAGAGUUGUCUGCUCGAUAACGCUUGUUUACCAAAGAAUGGCGAAAAGAGGGACCCUUGUAAUAAUGGCGGAAAAUGUGAAUUCACCGACGGCAAAGUAACGUGUGUUUGUCCGACUCGGUAUGACGGUCCGACAUGUGCACUUGACAAAUGCGCUAAAUGCGACAAAAACGCAUAUUGCGAAAAUGGAGCUUGUAAGUGUCGCCCACCAUACGAAGGAGACGGAAUCACUUGCACGAAUCCGGAGGAGGAAAAACCAAAAAAGGCGCCUACCAAUCCGUCUGAGUUGGCAAACGGUUGCAAUCCAAACAAAUGCAAAAAUGGAGCUGAAUGCAUCGAAGGAAAGUCUACUUUUUUCUGCGUUUGUCCCGAAGGCACCUUCGGCAGGCUGUGUGAAAAGAAGAUUACACCCACAACACCUCCACCCAAAGCAGCGUGUCAUCCAAACCCUUGUCUUAAUGGAGGAAUGUGCAAAGAAACGGGAGUCAACCAGGAUUUUGAAUGCAUUUGUCCAAACCCUCGGUUUAAAGGGAGGUUUUGUGACGUGGACAUGUGUGCCGAAUGCGAUCCUCAUGCUCGGUGCAUCAAUGGAAAGUGUUUCUGCAGAAGAGGGUAUUCUGGCGACGGCUUUUCGUGCAAAAGAGUGAAACCAAAGUGUCCACCGUAUUCCUACACAGUCACCGGCGACAUUUGCAUUUGCAACCCAGGUUACUACAUGAACAAUACCGGGAAGCGCGCAUGUAUCCCGAUCACGGCGACAUCUCGAACAACAAUGCAGCAUGGGACUCAGCUCCAGAUUCCUCCACCAGCACUCGGCAGUACAGAAACUGGUGGUGGACAACAGUGGUCAGGUAAAAAAAGAAAAAUCGAGGAUGGAUGCAGGAAAAUUUUAAUUUGUACUAAUGCGGCAGCAAGUUUCUCCUAAGAUAAUGAGCAUCGACUGACAUAAACGCGUUUUUACACGGGGCUCACCUUGUUAAAUCGACUAGAAUGCACAUUCACUAUUUCAAUCUGUUUUAUUCAAGUUAUGUUAGGCGUAUGACAACUCACUGAACUGUGCAAUACGGACUCGAAAAUGACCUUUGCGACAACUUUGGUACAUACUCAUUGAGGUCCCAUCAUAAGGAGAUCGUAAUCUUCCAAAUGGUUAUAUCUAAAAGUUUUCAAAUAUAGCGCAAACUUAUUUUUGCAUUUCUUAGACCAACUUUAACUUCUUUCUCAACAUACUUUCAUGAUUACUGACACUAAUUAACAGUUUGUAGAGUGCUUGUCACAUCUGAACUUUUCCAUUCAUCUAUUUUCUAACUCGCUGUCUAUUCUACGACACUAGAGUAUUACAACCUUACCGAUCCCACUAACGUAACAUUACGCGUUGAAAUUUAUCUUAAGGUAGUGGAGCUGAAGCUACGCAAUUUCCAGUUACGUAUUAAAAUUAAAACACAACUACUUUUCAAGUUACGAUUUCUGAUAACCAACUUGUGUUACAAUGACAACGCUUCUAACAUAAGCUUUUUUAUAUGUUAAAACUAACUCUGCUAGCAUAACAGUUUUUAAAUACGUUAAUGACAUAACAACAACCGAAGCUACUAACAUUCCAGGACAAAGUAUCCCUUAGCAAUUCGCGACAAUCAAAUAUGAACUUAGCAUAUGGCUUAGCUUGUAAGUGCAUUUACCCUUGAAAUCGAAAUUGGUGCAGAGUAGUACAAAUUCUUGAGCUCGUAACCAAUUUUUUAACAUUCUUCACUAACUUGUCGCCCUCCUCCCAACAGAAGACAUUGUUGUCACAGAAUACCGCAGUCUAGGCUGCUGGGCUGACACCUCCGAGUGGCGCGAUCCAUCUAAACGCGCC
Pocillopora damicornis (cauliflower coral) is the source of this 7897-nucleotide messenger RNA. RefSeq lists its product as uncharacterized. The record is from RefSeq and is a predicted model, not a curated record. Gene Ontology annotation, molecular function: calcium ion binding. NCBI's taxonomy places the organism in Eukaryota, Metazoa, Cnidaria, Anthozoa, Scleractinia, Pocilloporidae.